Molecule: messenger RNA, 454 nt
Organism: Pelobates cultripes (western spadefoot toad)
Lineage: Eukaryota; Metazoa; Chordata; Amphibia; Anura; Pelobatidae
Source: the annotation of a GenBank genome assembly
AUGGCCGACUCCCCGGUGCCCUCGCCUAAUUCCAAUACAGACAGCCCCACACUGUCUGAUAUCAGCACUGAUCUGAGGGUGCUCACCUCUACCACGGUCCCCAAAUCAGACCUGGAAACACUGUCGGCAGAUAUCCAUGCGCCUAUCUGCUCGGAGGUGGCCACUGAGGACAGAGAUGGCGUCCCAGGGGAGUCGCAUACAGGCCCUGGAAACAUCAACUCUGUACAUCCAAACACACCAGGAGACCUGAUGAGACAGGGGAACAUGCUGCUAGCACUCAGGCGGCAAACGGAAGACCUGGAUAUCAGAAGCCACAGAUCUAAUAUCAGAGUCAGAGGCUUACCUGAACUGCAAAGCCUCGAGAACAUCACUAGCAUUCUGGAGAUUUUAGGCACGGACGCGCCCACCUGUCUUGAAUUCGAUAGGACACACUGGAUGACCCAGCCAAGACUGG